AUGGCCAUGGGCGAUGUGAGGUUGGGGGAGGUUGCCUGCCAUUGCAUCUGCGUGGUAUAUGGUGAACGGUCUGUGGAACCCAACGUCAAUAUCACUUCCAACCCUCACUCAAGACUUCGCACAACCUCGUAUCGACACCUUCCGACACACAACACGACUCUAUACGAUAGCAAGACUCAACGAGAUACAUCACAGCGGCCUUCGCGGCCGCUGUCCAUACUCUUUCCACGACGACCGACGACAAAGAUGUGCGGCUGCCUCACCGCCGUCUCCAAGCUCUGGCGUGGCGAACCCGACCCACCGCGGCCAAGCCCACGCUGGACGACCGCCGACUUGACUCCAGGCAAGCUCUACAACUCAAUGCAUUACAAGAGCAAAGCUACGGCCAGGGUAUCGCACAUCAACAUCAGCAUUCACGGAACGGCAUGGAGCAAACCAGCUCAAGCCGUCUUGAGGUACCCGCUCAUCAAAGUAAGUCCAAUCGUUCGCGUGAAAGAAGCAGGCAAGGCAGCAGGCAGGGCAGCAAGCAGAGCGAUGGAUCAGUUGACGGGUAUGGUGGCUGACGACGAGAGCGAUGACGGCUGGGAAAGUCAGCGCUUGCUGCCACCAGAAGGCGUGGCGACGACGCGCUGGAAGGGCAAAGGAAAGGCUCACUGGGUCCUGGGACCGACCGAGGCUCAGAUUGGGCAUGAGGGUAUCAGUGAGAAUUCUGAUGAUAUCCCGAUCGGCUUGAAGGCCAAAGCGAAGGUUCACUGGCUCCUAGAGGCAAACGAGGAUGGGAAAGGGUAUGGAAGUAUCAGUGACGGGUCUGGUGAGAUUCCAAUCGGCUUCUUUCCUCCGAUACCGAGCGAUUGGACGGCGGCUGCUGUGAGAGGAAGGAAUGAAGAUGUGGAGGAUCUAAGCAUCGGCGAGGCGGGCGGCGAGACGUACUAUGGGCUGAGCAAUAGUGGUGGACGGUUCGUAACGCGGCCGAACCUUGCGGCGGCUACGCCGAGGUCGUUGCUUGGACUUUGA
Saxophila tyrrhenica is the source of this 1014-nucleotide messenger RNA. RefSeq lists its product as uncharacterized. The record is from RefSeq and is a predicted model, not a curated record. The transcript has 2 exons. Bases 1 to 1014 code for a protein of 337 amino acids. Lineage: Eukaryota; Fungi; Ascomycota; Dothideomycetes; Mycosphaerellales; Extremaceae.